AUGUAUGAAGAAAAUACCUACUGGAAAAACGUCCUGACCAUUGUGCCCAUUGUGGGUUCCGGAGUGGCUACCAUAAUCUAUUUCUUGCGCCUGUUUGCUCGUCGUGUGGGAGGAACAACGAGAUGGCAGCUGGAGGAUAUCCUCAUGGGGAUUGGAGUGCUGAUCUCUUACGGCGCUACGGCCUUUGUCGUCUACACCGCCUUCAAUGGCGUUGGCUUGCCGACUAGCACCCUCCCUCCCGAUGAGCGUCGACGCGUCCAAUUCGGUUCCUGGAUGAUCCAGAAGUUCUGGGCACCAUCAAUGGCGUUCAUUAAGAUCUCGAUUAUCGUCUUCCUCCGUCGUUUGCUGGGAACGUUGACCUUCUACCGCGCUUUUACAAUGGGCCUAAUUGUAUUCGUCACCUGCUGGGCAUUGGCGGCUCUGUUGGUUAAUAUCUUCCAAUGCUGGCCGGUCCAGUAUUACUAUGACAAGGAUCUGAACGGACAUUGUAUGGGACACCAGCGGGAAUUCUUCCAGUGCAUGGGGUCAUUGGCAUUGAUCGAGGAUGUGUUCAUCUUAUGUCUACCGAUUCCGGUGGUUUGGCGGUUGAAGAUUACCAUGCGACAAAAAUUCGCUGUGACUUUCGUUUUCUCCUUGGGCGGACUGGUCUGCAUUUUCAGUCUGCUACGUCUCAUUGAGUUCCGCAGGUUCAUUGUCACCGACCUGGCCUCAUCUAGUGCCCUGGAAUCCAUCUGGACCGUGCUCGAAAUUAACGUCGCCAUCAUUACCGGUUCGCUGCCGCUGUUGAGGCCAUUACUCCAGGGUAUCUUGGGUCGUAUGCGCUCCAUCAGCAAUAGCAAACGUUCACACCACUCCAACAGCAGAUACUAUCACCGACCAUCCAUGCCGACGCCGCCAGUUGAUCUGCACAAAUACUUCGAUCCCCGACCACUGGACCAUAGCACCACGGUGAAGUCAUCGGCAAAGGAGACGACAAUGCCGCCUGAUCAGUUCUAUAACUACGAAAGAGAUGAUGAAGGCCACCGGACCUCCGAUGUUGAGCUGCAUGGAAUUGCGGUCACGACGGGGGUAGACCAAGAUGUUGAAGACAAGUCUGAUAUUGGCAAUGCAGAGCCGGUUUCCAAUCGGAACUGGCCGUUGUAA
Molecule: messenger RNA, 1143 nt
Organism: Aspergillus chevalieri
Lineage: Eukaryota; Fungi; Ascomycota; Eurotiomycetes; Eurotiales; Aspergillaceae
Exons: 2
Coding region: 1-1143 (380 amino acids)
Source: RefSeq, a predicted model, not a curated record